Molecule: messenger RNA, 1127 nt
Organism: Chiloscyllium plagiosum (whitespotted bambooshark)
Lineage: Eukaryota; Metazoa; Chordata; Chondrichthyes; Orectolobiformes; Hemiscylliidae
Product: platelet-derived growth factor subunit A-like
Biological process (GO): positive regulation of MAP kinase activity; positive regulation of protein autophosphorylation; positive regulation of ERK1 and ERK2 cascade
Cellular component (GO): membrane
Molecular function (GO): growth factor activity; platelet-derived growth factor receptor binding
Source: RefSeq, a predicted model, not a curated record
GAUUUUAGAAAUUCUGAUUUUUAUCUAAGUUUUAUACAUACAAGUAAAAUUAAAGUUGUUUUUAAAAAGGCAACCAUGUAGACACUAUGCUAUGUUGAACAAUGCAAAUUGGUAGUUGAGGAGUUAAAAAGGGGAAGUAUUCACUAAUGAAUUCCACCAGGAUUUUGUGGGCGUGGGUUUAGUGCGGGAGCAGUAUGUAAGGAUCUCAUUUACAAACAUUGCUGGGCUGCCCAGAAAAAAAGGACUAAAUACCUGUAAUUAACUAGACUAUAAUUCAGUUCUUCAUCACAUAGUCGCAGUAAAUGGAUCUUUUGCAGAAAACAACUGAAAGCAACAUGAAAUCUCAGCUUCUUGUUUUCUUAUCUCUCUUCUGUUUCUGGACUGUCAUCUCUGAGCAAAUGCCAAAAAGCAUAAAUACAGAAGAAGGUCUCCCAGAAGAUGUGCUGAGGAUGAUCGCUCAAGCAGACAUAAGAAGUAUCAAUGAUCUGGAAGACCUCCUGGGUAUUGAGGCCAAAGAUUCUCCUGGCUUCAAACCCAUGUAUAAAAUAGGUGUGCCAAUUAGGCUGGGGAGACACAAAGGUACUAAUGAACAGCUUGGACAAAAGGCAAGCAAUGAAGGACGCUCGCUCUCACCGCUUCACCUAGCAAUAACGCCAGAACCAUCACCACAGAGCCAACCAAGAUCAAAAAUAGCAGAAUAUUCAAAACCAGCUGGAUGCAAAACACGAAUAGUCACAGUAGAGGUUCCUCGAUACAAAGUGGACCCAACUUCAGUAGGCUUCCUUCUGUGGCCUUCGUGUGUAGAGAUAAAGCGCUGUUCUGGCUGUUGUAACACCAAAACCUAUCAAUGCAUUCCCGUCCACGCAUAUUACAAGCCUUUUCAGAUAGCAAAGGUGACUUAUCGAUAUGGUAGGAAUGAGCUCACCAUACACACUGUAUCAAUCAGAGAACAUGUAAGUUGUAACUGCACAGAGCUGGCAAGACAUCAACCAAGGUUCCCCCCAAAAUAUUAUCGACAAACAACUGACAACAACUGAUGUGUAAUCUCACAGCCAACACACAACACUAAAAGGACAGAGUUGACAAACAACUAAUAUAUUGCAUGCAUUAAGGAGGCAGUAUUCUCU